GACGCCGACAGUCACCGCCACCAGAAACAGCAACCUGUCGAUAAUCUUGGACGACCCGGCGGAAGAUCAGCUAGAGAACGACAUCUCAGCUUCCAUAGAUUUCACCCCUUCACCAUCCUUUUCAGCCCCUAAUCAUCAAUACCUUAGCAACAACAAUCAAGAACCAUUCAGCAAUAUCUCUUCCCUGAACAACCAGCUUUCAUUAGGAGAUAUGGUGCAGGCAGCUCAUCAAUUUGGGCAGGAACGGUGGUCAACGGAGGUGGCUCCACCACCCCCCGGAGUGGUCCCGAUGCUGGGACCGCCACUUCCGACGGCUUACGAAGAGGAAUGUCUGCCUUCUGUGCCAUCUUAUAUCCGCCUCAGAUCCUCUCAACCUGCCUGCUCCAUAAUGGACCCCAUGAUGGCGCCGUAUUUGCCGUCAGGCGGCAUGGGAGGUCCAUUUUCUGCUGAAAAUUCAGGGAUUUUCACAGGAAGCGGGUUGAUGCUGGGAACUGAUCUUUCUUCACAUCAAGAACUGGAAUUUCAAGGAGAUAAUGGUGGGCUGUUUCUGCCUGAUACAAUGCAAAGGGUUUUCAACUGCUCCAGUGAACUUCAGGCACUUAGCAGUGAGAGUCAGCAUCUAGUUCAUGGAGGAGGAAGCACUACUCCUCUGGCAUCAGAGAUUUCAAGUCUUGAAGAUCCCACUUUUAAGGUGGGCAAACUCUCUGUUGAAGAAAGAAAGAGGAAGAUCCAUAGAUACAUGAAGAAAAGGAAUGAAAGGAACUUCAGCAAGAAAAUCAAGUAUGCUUGCCGCAAGACGCUUGCAGACAGCAGGCCUAGGGUCAGAGGAAGGUUUGCGAAGAAUGAUGAACUGGGAGAACUCGCCAGAACUACCGGAAGCAACCACGAAGACGACACCGAUGAAGAUGUCAGCCUGUUUUCAAAUUCGAAUAUCCCUGAUCACCAAAGAAAGGUGAAUGUGAAAGAAGAAGAGGACUUGGACUCCUCAGACAUCUUCGCACACAUAAGUGGAGUAAAUUCCUUCAAAUGCAACUACCCCAUCCAAUCAUGGAUUUGAGGAGAUCAGUACUGUUUUUCCCACUGUAGCCCUUUCAGCAAUUUUGCAUCAUCAGAUGAAUACGUUCUCAAGUAGUAGGAAGAGGGAAAAAAAUAAAAAAAAAAAUAAAAUGACACACUUGCUUUUACAACAUAUAUUUUUACAAAAAAAAGACAAAAGAGAGAUGUGUAAUAGUCAUUUUACUUGUUGCAAUAAUAGUGUAACUUUGUAUAUACUAUACAAGUGAUCAAUGACAUUGUAGAAAAAACUUUAGCACAAAUUAAACUAAACUUUGAUAGAAAGCAAUAUGAGUACGUACGUACAAUCGAAGGAGAAAUCGAAAAUGGUUAUUGUUGUAUUGUUUUUUUUUUCUUCUUAAUUUGUAUAUUAGUCGAUUAAUUUCACAUUUGAGUAAAAGGGCAUCGUCUCUUUUAAGAUA
Molecule: messenger RNA, 1475 nt
Organism: Sesamum indicum (sesame)
Lineage: Eukaryota; Viridiplantae; Streptophyta; Magnoliopsida; Lamiales; Pedaliaceae
Biological process (GO): regulation of flower development
Cellular component (GO): nucleus
Molecular function (GO): DNA-binding transcription factor activity; protein binding
Source: RefSeq, a predicted model, not a curated record